AUGUCCAGCACUAUUCCUCGCGAUGUUCGUGAAUUCUUGGACGAUUAUCCCGAUAAUCCAGACGACUCAUCGUCAUCCUCAAACCUGCUCUUCUACACGAACAAAUUGCGCUGCCGUCCAGACAAUCUUUACAUAGACGAUGUUCACGAGCAAUGGCGAGGGGAUUACACGAAACUAGAGUACAAGCACGGAUUCAUUCAGUGGUUAUUCCCCAUACCUGAACAUGGAAUGAACUACGAGGCUCAACCACUUCAACGCCAUGAAGCCGAAACGAUGAAGGCCAAUGCCUCUGUGAUCGAACGUGUCAUUCGCUCAUACAGGCUUAUGCUCGAUUUCUAUGGUAUGCGUUUAGAGGACGAUGAGACAGGUCUCAUUGCCCGUUGUUCGCAAAAUUACAAAGAGCGGUACAGGAAUCUUACCCUCCCUCCGGUCGUCGUUCAGGUUCUGGAAGCCGGCUACCCACUGCUAUACGUCGGAGUAGCAGUCGGUGCUUUAGUGAUUUAUGACCAUGUCAUAACUCUAGCCUUAGAAAUCCAGCUGAUUUGGAGAUGCAAGGCGACCGGGGCGACACUUAUCUUUUUCUUGAAUCGCUAUCUUCUCUUCAUAUAUGCAAUGUCUUCGAUCCUCAAUGUUAUCAAUUGGUCCACGAAUGUUGUAAGUUGCCGGUUCAUUCAUAAUACCUCAUGCGCAAAAACUGACCAACUUAGAGCAUUGCUCUAUAAUUUCGCAAACAUUGCGUUGCCCCUGAUUGUCGCAGUGUUCUCCGCCCUUCGAGUCUAUGCGCUUGCGCAUACGUCUUCGAUGCGCCUUGUGGUUGCUCUAGCUACUCUUCUCCUAGGAGUUGUACCUUCCGGUGCUAAUCUGUACUACUAUACACAGCAAUCGUAUCCGGUUGUCGUUGUGCUGGGCAACAAUACAGCAUGCAAUUACACGAGCAAUUAUUCCCUCAUUCUGUACAAAAAUUCUUACUCUCCAAACGUUAGCUUGACUAUUAUUGCGAGAACAUGCGCACUCGUAUCUGACCUACUCGUUCUCAUUGUGACCUGGCUCAAGACGUUCAAGUUCUAUGUACGGUCAAAGUCCUCGGGCGUCGAAACACCUUUCUUUGAGCUUCUUCUUAAGGAUGGCACCUUGUACUUCAUGGUAAUGCUGGUUCUGAAUAUUCUCGAGAUCAUCCUAAACUCCAGAUAUGAUACUAGUGAAACGCAAGCUGCUGGCAAUUAUGCCAUCUAUUUUCUUACCCCACUGUCCUCCAUCCUAGUCUCCCGGUUUAUCUUGAACCUGCGCCAUCUCUCCGUCGCUAGCAGCGGUGUCGGCGAUUCGUUGUCUCAAUCUGCAUCAGACUCGCUAGAACCCGAUAUGGAUUUCGCCGUGGGCUACAUCACUGGCCAUCUGGGAGUGACCCUGGAUCACACCCAACUAGAAACAGAAGACAGUGGGACAGAUCGUUUCGAAUCUAUAGACUUGAAAGAACUGCAAAAGGAGGGGGACGCGGUGAUCACUGAAGUUUCGGUUGGUUCGAGAGAUAUACCAGUGUGA
Molecule: messenger RNA, 1539 nt
Organism: Fibroporia radiculosa
Lineage: Eukaryota; Fungi; Basidiomycota; Agaricomycetes; Polyporales; Fibroporiaceae
Exons: 15
Coding region: 1-1539 (512 amino acids)
Cellular component (GO): membrane
Molecular function (GO): opioid growth factor receptor activity
Source: RefSeq, a predicted model, not a curated record